Molecule: messenger RNA, 965 nt
Organism: Sebastes umbrosus (honeycomb rockfish)
Lineage: Eukaryota; Metazoa; Chordata; Actinopteri; Perciformes; Sebastidae
Exons: 6
Coding region: 180-941 (253 amino acids)
Source: RefSeq, a predicted model, not a curated record
CACAACAGAUUGAUAAUGUUCCUGAAAGCUUAACAUACUGAGAAGUACUUGUUGCUUCUACAAUGUUGACGCUUCUACUUCUAAAUCUGGUCCAUAAUAGCAGAAUGCAGGAAAAAAAAACAAUCUUUGAUGGAUAAAAAUGUGCGUUUAACUUUUUUCAGAUACUCAACACAUCAGACAUGAGCCUCCAGGUUUGUCACUGCGGCUGGUCCAAAUGUACGACCUACCAUGGCCUGAGAACCCACCAGGGGAAGAUGGGAUGCACUCAGAGGGGUGUGGCGGUUAAAGAGAGUGAACAGCAGCAGUACACGUGGGAUCAUGUGGGACUCACAAACAAUCAAAAGUACUUUGGGCUGGAUGUCUACGCCCCUAUCAAGACUGACUACUAUUCAGACCCGAGCCUCCAGGAGUGUCACUGUGGCUGGUCCAAAGUUACGACCUAUCACGGUCUGAGAACCCACCAGGGGAUGAUGGGAUGCACGCUGAAGAGAAUGAGGAUCCCAAAGAGUGAGCCGUGGAACUGGGAUAAUCAGUGGGAAGAAGUGGAUCAAAUGAAACAUCAGCCAGCGAAGAAAGUGACUCUCAAGAAGGAGAAACAGCCGUUGCCGCCAAUCCCCAACAGCCACACCAUCUCUGCAGAUAUAACAGGCACAAUCAAAGUGGAAUACAAAUCUCUUGCAACUCCACAAAGCUUUUCCCAAAGAGCCACAAAGUCAGAGUGGAGGGAUUUCUCCAACCAUCCACAGGUGAAUAGGUCGGACAGGGAGCACCCAACACUAACGUACCCUGUAAAAGUAGAUCGACCUCAAAAGAAAGACUGGGAGGACCAAACAUUAUCACAGAUAUCAGACCGUGAAGAGAUGACAAGAAAUUGGAACAGCGACUUCCGUAGACACUCUGCAACAAGAUACAAAUUCGGGGGGGUUGCCCCCGGUGAAUAACAGCUCAUUCAAGACAAUACUUUA